AUGGCGUCCAAUGAUGCAGAAAUUCUGCAAGGCUUGACGUCCAGUGCUGCAGAAAUCCUGCAUGGUAUGGCGUCCAAUGAUGCAGAAAUUCUGCAAGGCUUGACGUCCAGUGCUGCAGAAAUUCUGCAUGGUAUGGCGUCCAAUGAUGCAGAAAUUCUGCAAGGCUUGACGUCCAGUGCUGCAGAAAUUCUGCAUGGUAUGGCGUCCAAUGAUGCAGAAAUUCUGCAAGGCUUGACGUCCAGUGCUGCAGAAAUUCUGCAUGGUAUGGCGUCCAAUGAUGCAGAAAUUCUGCAAGGCUUGACGUCCAGUGCUGCAGAAAUUCUGCACGCCUUGACGCAAGUGCUGCAGAAAUUCUGCACGCCUUGACGUCCAGUGCUGCAGAAAUUCUGCACGCCUUGACGUCCAGUGCUGCAGAAAUUUUGCACGCCUUGACGCAAGUGCUGCAGAAAUUCUGCACGCCUUGACGUCCAGUGCUGCAGAAAUUCUGCACGCCUCGACGUCCAGUGCUGCAGGAAUUCUGCACGCCUUAACGUCCAGGGCCGCAGAAAUUCUGCACGGUAUGACGUCCGCUGCAGCAGAAAUUCUGCAAGCAAUAACAUCCUGA
Messenger RNA from Pocillopora meandrina, 604 nucleotides. Lineage: Eukaryota; Metazoa; Cnidaria; Anthozoa; Scleractinia; Pocilloporidae. The record is from the annotation of a GenBank genome assembly.